CGAAGAAGCAGUUACAACGCGACUGUUCUGAGAGUCAGGACGUCCGCCGGCCGCGCUCCACCGUACACCUGUCCGUCGCGUAGUUACGUGCGUGCGUGCGCGCAUACCUCGCGAGAACGGCAGGGCGCAAAGUUAGCGAAGCAGAAGGUGAAGAAGGAGCAAGAACCACCUUCGCGAUACGUGCGUGGCCGUGUGUGUGCGUGCAUGGAAAAGGAAGGACCACGAAGGACCACGAGGACGCGGCACGAGAGAGCACGGGGCGGAGCAAGGUGGCGGCUCCGCUAACGGCGCUAGCGGCGGAAGAAAAAUGUCGCAUUAUUCUCUACGCUGGAACAAUCAUCAGAGCCAUAUACUACAGGCCUUCGAAGCGCUGCUGCAAUCGGAGGUGCUCGUCGACGUGACCCUGGUGUGCGCCGAGAGCAGCCUCAGGGCGCACAAGGUCGUCCUCAGUGCCUGCAGUCCCUUUUUUGAGAGGAUAUUCGCGGAGCACCCGUGCAAGCAUCCGGUGAUCGUGCUGAAGGAUUACACCGUUCAUGACGUGGCUGCUCUGAUCGACUUUAUGUAUCGCGGCGAGGUGCGAGUCGGUCACGAGGAGCUGCCAGGGUUGAUAAGGGCCGCGGAGAGUCUGCAGGUGCGGGGACUGUCGGAGCCUAUAGUGACACCGGCAGAUCCUAUACUGACAUCGUCGGAUCCCAGGAUGACGUCGCCGCCGGAAACACCGAGCCUCUUGGGCGAGCCGCCGACGCCGGAGGGCGCACGACAGGACAGCCCUGAAGAGGACGACAAUGUCUCGGAGAAUAUGCCGUUGCCAAUCGUGAAGGAGCUCGCGGCGGCGGCAGCGACGGCAUCCAAUCCGACGUUCCAUUCAACGAGGGACCAUCGCGACAUGCCGCUCAAGCUGAGCUUCCAGACGAUACGCGAGAUGUGCAGCUCGCCGCUGAUGCCGCGCCGGAAACAGGCGCGACCACGCCGACGGUCGGGGGAACUGCUAGUGCAAACGAUGCCGCAGGAUCUGAGUAGGAACCACACGUUGGCCAAUUCGAGCCCGUCUCCGAGUUGCCUUAAUCUCAGCGCUAGUCAGCAUCAAUCUCAGCAGGAGCAGCAGCAGCAGCAGCAGCAACAACAGCAGCAGCAGCAACCUCAGUUCCACCAGCAACAAUCUUCUAGCAAUGCGCAGAACCAGCAGCAGCAACACCAUCAGCAGCAACAGCAGCAACAGCAAGAAGACAUAGCGGAGAAUCUUUCGAUGAAGAGGUCCGCAUCACCGAAUGGCCUGGACCGGCACCGGAAAACGAUGAAGACGGAGGGUAGCGAGACGGCGAGCAGUCCUCGCUGCUCGCCGCUCACCGGCUCGAAUCUCUUGCACCCGGACGGGCCUAUUCAGGAUGUCGCUACCGCGGCAGCAGUGGCGGCAGCGGCGGCCUCGGUGGCGGGUCUGCCGCCGAUGUCGACGUUGUCGCUGACGUCGCCGCAUCAUCAUAGCGAGUACCUGACUAGCCUGACGAGCCUCGGCCAAUUGGCUCAAUGGCUACCCGGACAUCCGCAGGGUCAGCUACCGCCCCCGCCACCGCCGCAGAGCCAUUUGGCGCGAGAGGGCAGUCCACACGUGUCGGUCAGGAGUCACCCGUACCAGCAGCAACAGCAACGGCAGGACUCGCCGUUGCCGCCGCGACGGACUUCCGUCGCGGCGAUGUUCCCGACGUUGGACGGCGUGCCAGGUCUUGGUGCUGGUCUCUUCCCGCACGGGACCAGCCUCGACAGAAGCAGCCUGCUAGCGGAUCUCCACGACUUCAAGCCGGAGGCGCUGCAAGGACUCUUCGCCACUAGUAACUUGAGCGCCCAUCAUUCACCGCUCUCGAACAAGAAGCCGAAGAAGUAUCGAGGCAACGGCGACACGCCGCGCAGAUGGAGUGAUCCAACCGCCCGGGGUCUGCCGAUGGACAGGCCGAAGGGUCAACACAGUGCGCCGCGAGGUGGACCACCCAGAUCUUGGACGAACGCCGAGCUCACCGAGGCGCUUCAGCAAGUCUGGAAUAAGAAAAUGACGACGUCGCAGGCCAGUCGGAUAUUCGGUAUACCGUACAACAGCCUGCUGAUGUACGUGCGCGGCAAAUACGGCAAGAGUCUGAAGCUCGAGCAACUGCGGAGGGACUGCACCGGCUCCGGCACCAGCAAUCCCGACUUCAUGAAUGCGGUUAACAACAACGUCAAGGCCGUCCAGCAGACUGCGCAGCUCAGCCACGGGUUGGCCGCACUGCCGCCGUCGCAUCCAGCGGACGACGGUGGCGGUUACCACCAUCACCCGCUUUUAGGCGGUAACCUGCCUCAGGGUUUCUAUCCCGACUUCACCUCCGCGCCUUUUCCAAUGCCGGUCAACAUGGUGCAUUUACUACCGCCGAGCGAGCAGAAGGGCUUCGAGUCAUCUGGGAACCCGGGCGGCGGCGGCGGCGGCGGUUUCCUAGAAGAAAUAUACAGUCAGAUGCUUAAAGGUUGCAAUACUUUUAUCUAG
Odontomachus brunneus is the source of this 2509-nucleotide messenger RNA. It is a transcript of the gene lov, whose product is annotated as protein jim lovell. Gene Ontology annotation, molecular function: DNA binding; protein binding. Gene Ontology annotation, cellular component: nucleus. Gene Ontology annotation, biological process: regulation of transcription by RNA polymerase II. Lineage: Eukaryota; Metazoa; Arthropoda; Insecta; Hymenoptera; Formicidae. The record is from RefSeq and is a predicted model, not a curated record. The transcript has 4 exons. The coding region runs from base 308 to 2509 and encodes 733 amino acids.